Ustilago hordei is the source of this 753-nucleotide messenger RNA. RefSeq names its product putative PUP2 - 20S proteasome subunit (alpha5). Bases 1 to 753 code for a protein of 250 amino acids. The transcript has 3 exons. Gene Ontology annotation, cellular component: proteasome core complex; nucleus; proteasome core complex, alpha-subunit complex. The record is from RefSeq and is a predicted model, not a curated record. Gene Ontology annotation, biological process: proteasome-mediated ubiquitin-dependent protein catabolic process. NCBI's taxonomy places the organism in Eukaryota, Fungi, Basidiomycota, Ustilaginomycetes, Ustilaginales, Ustilaginaceae.
AUGUUCUUGACACGAUCUGAAUAUGACCGCGGCGUCAACACCUUCUCGCCCGAGGGUCGUCUCUUCCAGGUCGAAUAUGCAUUGGAGGCCAUCAAGCUCGGCUCAGCCACUGUAGGCAUUGCGACAAAGGAAGGCGUCGUGCUUGGCGUCGAGAAGCGAGUGCAGUCCAAGUUGCUCGAGUCAUCAUCGAUCGAGAAGAUCAUGGAGGUAGACCAGCACCUCGGUGCAGCAAUGAGUGGCCUCACUGCCGAUGCAAGAACCAUGAUCGAGCACGCACGCGUCACUUCGCAGAACCACGCCUUCACAUACGACGAGGAGAUCAAGGUCGAAUCCGUCACACAAGCUGUUUGCGAUCUUGCCCUCCGGUUCGGAGAGUCCACAGCUGGUGACGAAGCCAUGAUGUCAAGACCGUUUGGUGUUGCACUCCUCAUUGCCGGUAUUGACGAGAAGGGCCCACAGCUCUUCCACGCGGAUCCAUCAGGAACCUUUGUGCGAUACGAUGCCAAGGCGAUCGGAAGCGGCUCCGAAGGUGCACAAUCGGAGCUACAGGACAAAUACAAAAAGGACAUGACAUUAAAGGAAGCCGAGAUCCUUUGCCUCCGCGUACUGAAGCAGGUCAUGGAGGAGAAGCUGGAUCAGAACAACGUGCAACUCGCCACAGUUACACCAAGAACCGCCAAGGACGGUCGCCAGUCGGGCCAAUUUGCCAUCAUGAAAGAAGAGCAGCUCCAAGCGUUGAUCGCCGAGAUGUAA